UGAAGAGUUUUCUAGUUCAUACUGUACACUGUCUUUGGUUCAAGGUUUGAUUUCGGUGACAGCGCUCCGCUCUAUCGGGUUUUGAGAGCCUGGAAUACGGGUUACUGAGGCGGAAAGCCCCGCUGUAGAGAGCCAAGAUGAUGAACAUGUGGAAAGUCCGGGAAUUGGUUGAUAAAGCAACCAAUGUGGUGAUGAACUACUCGGAGGUGGAGUCUAAGGUGAGGGAGGCCACCAACGAUGACCCCUGGGGACCUUCAGGACAGCAGAUGGCAGAGAUUUCCAGAUGUACGUUUAUGUAUGAGCAGUUUCCAGAGGUGAUGAACAUGCUGUGGAUCAGGAUGCUCAGGGACAACAAGAAGAACUGGAGAAGGGUCUACAAGUCUCUGCUGUUGUUGUCCCACCUCAUCAGGAACGGUUCAGAGAGAGUUGUCACCAGCGGCAGAGAACACAUCUAUGACCUACGAUCUCUAGAGAGCUACCACUUCGUAGAUGAUAACGGUAAGGACCAGGGAGUGAACGUGCGUCAGAAGGUGAAGGAGAUGGUGGGUCUGAUCCAGGAUGAUGAUAGACUGAGAGAGGAGAGGAAGAAGGCGAAGAAGAACAAAGACAAAUACAUUGGCGUGUCCUCUGACAGUAUGGGGGGAGGGUUCAGUAGAUACACGGGUGACCGGUAUGACUCUGGCGGUAACGAGGGAAGCAGCAGUGGGAAGUGGGAUGAGGACUGGAAGAGAGACCAAGGCCAGUUCCCCUUCAGUGAGAAGCUGGGGGAGAUCAGUGAUAAGAUCGGCAGCACCAUCGAUGACACCAUCAACAAGUUCAAGAAGCAUAGCAGAGAUGACUCACCAGACAGAUUCAGUGACAACGAGGAGGAGCGAGGUUACCCGUCGCGGAACGGUCAGUCUGGGAGGUCAGUGUUCAAAGACGAGGAGGAAACCGUGACGACCAAGAGCGUCCAGAUCGUCCAGGCAACAGAAACCACAGAAACCAGGAAGAGAGGUGGGGUUCCGUCCAAAACUGUGUCCCUGGGAGCCGCGGCCCACUACACAGGAGACAAGAGCCCCGAUACCUCCGCCAAACAGACUCCGUCAGCAGCAGCACCCAAGCCCUCCAACAGUGGUCUGGCUGACCUAUUGAUGGUAGAUACAGGACCCAGCCAGCCUGCAGCAGCCACCGACUUGAUAGGAGGAUUUGCUGACUUCUCCUCUCCUGCUGCCUCUGUCAGCCUCUCCACAGUACCUGCCUCCAGCGGGAACGGUGACUUUGGGGACUGGAAUGCUUUCCCUGACAGCCAGGCCCCCUUCGCCCAGCCUCUGGCCCCCAGCAACACUGACCUGUUUGGGGCUCUGUCGGCCAGCUCUGCUCCAGCCUCAGCUGACCUGUUUGACCUGAUGGGUCCGGUCCCGACCCAGUCUCUCUCUGCCUCUCAGAGCCUCACCUUUAAUAUGACCAGCACACAGACCAUCAGCAGUACCAUGCCACAGUCCAGAUCACUGGUGAUGGGCGGGCCGUUGCAGCCCCAGCAGCAGCAGCAAGUCAUGCUGGGUACCCAGGGUUCCAUGGGGUCAGCGAUCCCCUCCACCUGGUCUGACUCUUCAGUCAACAUCAGUCUGGACUUCCUGGCACCCGGCGUGCAGCCCCCCAAACCUGCCCAGCCCACCCUCAACACACUCCACGGAGGCCAGCCCAUCCCACCCGUCAACAUGCUCUCCCAGGGAUUCGCCGGCAUGGGCCUCGCCCCCAUCAGACCGGCUACAACUCUCAUGAUGCACCCCGGUGCUGGGAUGGGAAUGGGCAUGAACAUGGGCGCCAUGGGGAUGGGCAUGCCUGGUGCUAUGGGCAUGGGCAUGGGGAUGUCAGCCAUGUCUAUGGGCUCUGGCAUGGUACAGCAGCAGCCCAAGCAAGGCUUGGAGGCCUUCGCAGAUUUCGGCAACUUCAGAAACUGAGGGAAGAAGAGGUGAAGUGAAAGAGAGGGCUGUUUCUAUUUUACUCUCUAUCCAACCGACCGUCCUUGAAGGAUUGUGAAGAGCUGCAAACAAAGAGUACUUAAAUAUUGUCAAAUAUCAGAUACUGACUGCCACACCUCCAUUUCCUGUUUCUUUCCUUUUUUUAAGUGAUGUGUAGAGAGAUAUGAAUAUACAUGAAUGUAUGUAUGUUUUAAUCAGUUGGAACUUGGAAUGAAGUACCUUUUUAGAGGGUGUACAGUAAUGGUUGUGUGCUGUUGGGGUUUGAAUCAGAGAGAAAGAGAGAACAGCUAAGGGAGAAGGAGGGAGUGUGAGAGAGCGAAAAACACAGUAACUAAUGGUUGUGUGCUGUUGGGGUUUGAAUCAGAGAGAAAGAGAGAACAGCUAAGGGAGAGGGAGGGAGUGAGAGGGCGGAAAACACAGUAACCGAAUGAUGCUGAGACUCAGAUGUUUCACCUUUAAAAUGUAUGCCAAACAAAAACCAAUGAUUGCAAAGUUAAACAACCCAUACAAUUAUAUGCACAAGGACGACUUGUAUGGUUUGUUUAACUUUGCAAUAAUAGUUUUUUUGUUUUGAAUUGCAUUUAAAAAAUCAUUACCAUGGAAUUGUCCAUAUGAAUCUUCCUUCAAGAGAAUGUCAGUGGGGGUUUUGCUUUACUUAACCAAUUAAAUGUCCAGAGUAGCAGAAAUCUAGUUUUAUAUGAUAAUCCCACCCCAAUAAUUCCCCAUCCAUCUCUUUUAGUGUCAUGUUACCUCGACCUGUCCCUUCCUUACAACUGUAAAUAUUACUUUGGUGUGACGGACAAAUAAGUUAUUGAGUACUUGAUUAUGAUAUGAUGCCGUGAGAGGUGUGUGUCGAUUGGACAGAAUCAGAUGUCAAUCAAGACGUUGCUAUGGCAAGAUGCAUUGCCCUGGAGUCAGUGUUUAAUACUUACUUUAUAUAACAGCGUUCUACACCCCCAAUGUGGAAUUUCUGUUCAAUAUUAGAUUUAACAGAUCAAUCAAUCGUUUAUUGAUCGGUGGAUUUAAUAAGUGAAUGAAUGAAAAAUGAUUGAAAGCUGUUAAAUGAAGAAGCUGUUGUGUUGAUAAAACACAGAUCUCCUUUGUGGCCUUUCUUAUGGGUAAAUCUUUUUUAAAAUAAAUAUUGUCCUUUUUUUCCUUUCAUCCAAAUAAGAUAAUCAGUAGAUCUAGGAGCAACCUCAUGGUGGGUUGCGUUCUUUAAGGAACUGCACAUCGAGCCUGUAAGACGGAGGCCUUUUUCCUUCAUUAUAACUUACAGGAGACAGACGAUACAACUAUACAGUGGUCAAGACGGUUACUGUUAGGAGUCUACAGCACAGUAUGCAUGUGUGGUUCUUCCUGCUCCCUCUGGCCUCUGGGAGUAGGGGGAGUUGCCCCUAGUUGCUGAUCCUGGGUCAGUUUACCAUUUCCCCACUAAUGGUUAAGGUUGGGUUUGUGGGAGGGGAAGCUGAUCCUAGAUCUGUACUUGGGGGAAACGUCACCCCAGAGCGCAUCUCUGAAGGAGAGGUUUCUCAGACAGUCCAGGUCUAGGAGAGGAUUUGUCGCUCUUUUUUAUUUUUGUUUUGGCUGCAUCCCAUAUGGCACCCUAUUCACUUUAUAGUGCACUACUUUUGACAAGGGCCCAUAGGACUCGGGUCAAAAGUAGUGCACUAUAUAGGAAAUUGGUGCAAUUUGGAAUGCACACUCUGUACAUGUUGAAGUCAGGACCAUCUCUACUAGGCCAGUGAGUACCUCACAUGUACGCUAGACUCCUCUGUCUCAGAGCAAUGUCCUCUUCCAUGAGUUGGGGUCAAUUCCAUUUCAAUUCUGGAGGUACACUGAAAUUCCAAUUUCUUCAAUGCUUUUCAGUUAGAGAAUUGUUUUAUUUGGUUUACUUUCUCAAUUGACUGGAAUUGAAAUUGAGUUGACCCCAACCCUGCACAGAUACACACAGUAGCCUUCUGUCUGAGCUGAGGCAUUACCUGUUCGAAACGACCAAAAUCUAUCGACUCUUGUUUGUUUUUUCUAAGAGAUAAUAUCCUUAGGGGGUUGUGUUUAUUCUUUCGUGGUUUGUUUAUUUUUUUCUACUUAUUACAAUUGUUCUGAGAUCUUCUUCUGUAAUGUGAGAUUGUUACUGAAAAGAAAACACUAGUUUAUGCAAAUGUAUAAAUGGAAAAAACAAAGCAUCACCAAUGAAAGAAGCCUUGAGAAAAUGUAGUUUUUUUGAUUGUCCCAUCAUGAUCCUUUAUCUACGACAUUAAAACUGUUGAUUACA
Molecule: messenger RNA, 4236 nt
Organism: Coregonus clupeaformis (lake whitefish)
Lineage: Eukaryota; Metazoa; Chordata; Actinopteri; Salmoniformes; Salmonidae
Product: clathrin interactor 1
Exons: 12
Coding region: 138-1943 (601 amino acids)
Biological process (GO): endocytosis
Cellular component (GO): endosome; clathrin vesicle coat; plasma membrane
Molecular function (GO): phospholipid binding; clathrin binding
Source: RefSeq, a predicted model, not a curated record